Molecule: messenger RNA, 483 nt
Organism: Pocillopora verrucosa
Lineage: Eukaryota; Metazoa; Cnidaria; Anthozoa; Scleractinia; Pocilloporidae
Molecular function (GO): calcium ion binding
Source: RefSeq, a predicted model, not a curated record
AUGAAAUUCAGCUGUCUACUUCUGCGCUGCUUAUUCUUUGUAGCCGUUCUCUUUUGGGGAGUGACUUUCACGCUCCAAGGUCAAUGCCGAAGACUAAGGUUUGCCUCACCAUUUCAUAACAAAGCCCUUGUUGGUCAUGUGAUUAAGAACCUAACUUUAACCUUGGGACUGCGUAGUUCUUGUAGAGGGCAAUGCACUCUGGAAGACAACUGUGUGUCUUAUAACAUUGGUCCUCCGAUAAAAGACCAAGUUUCGUGUCAGCUGAGUGAUUCUGAUCACGUCCAGCAUCCUGAUGAUCUUGUAACUCGAGAAGGGUUCAUGUAUCAGAGCAGUGAGAACUUAUGCUCAAGUAACCCUUGUCUUCACAAUACGACUUGCUUAAACGGAUAUACGGAAAAAGGAUACCUAUGUCUGUGCCAGUUUGGUUAUACUGGGAAGAAGUGUAAAAUAGGAACUAGCUGUAGUGAUCUGCUAGACUCGUAA